Molecule: messenger RNA, 2536 nt
Organism: Cucumis sativus (cucumber)
Lineage: Eukaryota; Viridiplantae; Streptophyta; Magnoliopsida; Cucurbitales; Cucurbitaceae
Exons: 3
Coding region: 180-2375 (731 amino acids)
Molecular function (GO): protein binding
Source: RefSeq, a predicted model, not a curated record
GUGUUUGUUAGAAGGUUCACUAUUUCAAAAUUAUUAUCGAUUGUUCAGUAUGCACGUAACCCCACUCUGACCGCAGGCUCCUAAUCCAUCUCUAUAUGACCGGAACACGCCGUUUGAAAGCGGUGGCGACCGCCGUAGUUGCCGUGUGAUUGGAUCUUCUUUCAAUUCUUCCUCUCCAAAUGAAUUUCCUCAUUUCUAAUAAAGCAAUUUGCUUUUCCUGUCUUCAUUUCCCAGCUCCCAAUAAUCUAUUUCACUGGCAAAACCCAAAUCUCAUAAUCCGUUACCAGAAGAGAUGGCUUCCGAAAACGUCCAUAUUCUGUUCCAACGCAGAUUACAACCUGACGAACUCCGCAAGAUACGGCGGCUGGGAUGAUAAUGGACUUGUAAGUGAUUCAGAUCAGUUCCGUAAUUUUUUGGUUUCCUUUGGCAUCGAUCAUAAAAGACAUUUGUUCAUAUUUCUCUUUGGGUUUUUAUGUGCUCUGGCCAUUUCCAGAGUUAAAGUUUCAUCAAUUGCUGUUUUUCCAGCUUCUGUUUUUGUUUUUGCUGUUGGUUUUUCUCUUGGGUUUGUUCGUGGUGGAAGUAUAGAUGAGCUAAAUUUACUUGGAAAUAAAAAUCGGGGGAAAGAGGAAAUUUCUGGGUUUCACGCUGAGAAUUUAAGAAAUUUGGAGAAGUUUUUUGAUGGGUUUGCUGUCAAACUUGAUAAUUUGAAAUGUAGUAUACAGAACGCCAUUGAUUCUAGGGAAAUUACACUUACGGAUUUAGAAAGCUAUGUCAAAAUUUUAGAAUCGAGUGAUUUUUCAACCUCCAAUGCUUCGAAGGUUGUUGAGGCCUUGAUUUAUAAUGGAGGCAAGUCCAAAGCUGUUAUUCUUGAGAAUCAUAAACCAAGUAGGAAAAUUAAAGACCUAGGAGACGUGGGGUUUGAGCUUUUGCAAUCCUUUGGCAGUUUGCUUGGAGAAAAGUUGGUUGGUUCCAAGCCUAACAAAGUGAAAAACAAUGUUAAGCCACAAAUGGCAAUCAAUUCGGUUGCCAAUCAAACUAAAAAGAGCUCAAUACCGUCUGAAAUUGGUUCAAUAGACACUGAUUCUGAUUCUAAUCCAGCCAUAAGUUCAGAUAACAUUGAGGAAUCGAGGAAAAAGCAUGCUAUGGAGAUGGAUUAUUUUACAAAAAUUAACAUUACUCAAGAGGGAGAUAGAAUUUAUUCAAAGGGAAUGCACGGGAGUUCCAAAAGAUUUAUUAAUGAUGAAGAGUAUAGCUACCAGAAUAAUCGAUUGCAGUACCAAGACAAUUGCCUUAAUAUUUCUAACAUGGGUUUUAACAGCAAACUCGAGAGUUCACGAUUCAGUGAUAAUUUGAUCGAUCCUGGGGACUAUAGUUUCAAAAUGAAACAUAGGGAGACUAAAACUUCAUUUGCAGAAGAGCGUGGAUUCAAUGAAAGUAUUGGAGCUUAUAGGUCCUCCCACAUGUCAAAGAGUGAAAGUGAACUUUAUAGAUCCCAGUUCAGAGAAGAUGGGGCAAGUAAAAAUGAAAGCUCCCAUUUAACUGAUCAACCAUUUGGAGAAGAGAACAAGGUUGCUUCGUCGUCAUCUUCAAUAAUUUAUGACGAUGCAAUGUUCAAUAAAUGUCUUAUGGAAGCUAAUGAUCUUCUGAAACAAGCCAAGGAUUUGAUGAAGUAUAGACGUGAUGAAGAACAUGUUGAGGUCAUAUUGUGCCAGUCUGCUAGUUUGUUGGCAAAAGCUACAACUAUGAAGCCCAUGAGUUUGUUGGCGGUUGGCCAGUUGGGAAAUACUUAUCUUCUUCAUGGAGAAUUAAAGUUAAGAAUUAGUCGCGAGUUAAGAGGACUUCUAGCAGGAAAAGAGCCCGGAUCUGUUGGGAAAUGGUUUGAAAUGGUGGAGGGACUAGAUGAUUCUGUUACUAGAAGAGAUAAGCUAACAUCCAUUCUCAUUAGUGUGUGUGAAGAGUGUGAAGAACUCCUUGUGAUGGCAGGUAGAAGGUAUAGAAUGGCAUUAUCCAUUGACCGGAAUGAUGUGCGAGCUCUAUAUAACUGGGGUCUUGCCCUCUCCUUUCGUGCCCAGUUGAUUGCAGAUGUUGGACCGGAAGCGGCCUUUGAUGCUGAUAAGGUCUUUUUGGCUGCCAUUGAUAAAUUUGAUGCAAUGAUGUCAAGAGGCAAUGUUUAUGCACCUGAAGCUCUGUUCAGAUGGGCUAUGACAUUGCAGCAACGAUCACGGUUAAGGCCUAACAAUAGCAAAGAGAAGGCAAAGUUGCUGCUGCAGGCGAAACGACUCUAUGAAGACUCGCUGAACAUGAACUCCGACAAUGUUAAAGUAAGGGAAGCCUUAUCGUCCUGCAUAUCCGAAAUCCAGUUCGGGCAGUAUUAGCAAUUUUGUGAGAAUUUUCAUUGGUGGACAUAGCUGUUCUUUUCUUGCUUUGAUACCCAUAUGAGAAAGAUAAUUCAAAAUAGAAGAUAGUAUUAAUAACCGACCCUGCGGAGACUAUCAAUACAUGAUAUGAUAAAGAGAAAUUGGUGUUUAUGGAAAAA